GACAAGAAGCAAUGGGCUUCAGUUGCAGCAAUGGCAGUUUAGGUUGGACAUUAGAAAAAACUUCUUGUCAAGGUAGUGAAGCACUGGAAUAAAUUGCUUAUGGAGGUAGUUCAGCAUCAAUGCUGGUAUAGCUUGGAGGUGUAUUAACUCCCUGUGGGUUCCCUCCAUAGCUACAAGGUUAUUCAGCCCAUAGUUGUACCUUAAGCACUACCCCCCACAAAAUACCAUGGAGCAAGGGGAGAGGUUAGAGUCCUUGGAGCUGUGCAACAGAGGUGACUAUCUAGGUGGCCUCUUGACAACUCCAGAUGGGAUUAUGGCAAGGUGCGUAUGAACCACACCUUAAAUAAAUGCUGAAGCAGGUUAUAGCGUGGCAGCUAACCUAAUUAGUGUAUUUCACUGGGAGCACAGCACCUUGCUUCCCUUGCUGCCUAUUGGUUCCCGAGUGGAGAUUAUGAUUUGAUGGAACAAUGAAAACAAAACAUUUUUGCUAUAGUUUGUUGGGUUGGGGGGGGACACCAUCUCUAUUUGUAAUAAUAAACACAGAUUUCCCCCCCCCCCGCCAUCCGUACUAGAGACAAAUGUCACAUUAACCCACUGUAUAUUUGUAUCUUUCUUUUCUGGGGUAACAGAGCAAGUAGUCAUGCUAGGAGACUAGUGCAUUCUUGUGGGGGGCGGGGGCGGAGAGAAAAGCCAUGAAUCUACUUUCUGAGAUUUGCACUGUCACGGCUUUUGAAGAAGUUUGCAUUUCUCCUUCCCCACCUCUAGGUCCCCAGCUCCCUCCUCUGUGCUUUCCAUCAACUUUCUGAUAGGCAGAUGGAAUAAGGAGAGGUGGGCAGGCUCUUGCAUUCUGCACCAGGAACACACACGCUGUUCUCAUUCCAAAAGGGGAAAGAGCUAGAGUGCAGUUGCAUCAUAAUGAGCCACUCUGACCCCUUGAUCACAAUGAGUCUUUCCCCAGUGCAUCUCUACUACCCGAUUUUCACAGACUGUCCCCUUCUUUGGAUGAAAUCAUCUUGAAUUAACAUGUAAAGGGAAACAUGGAGCCAUUUGUAGGAUUGUAAGCAUUGCUAAAGUGUUCAUAUCUCAGAUAAUCUACUUUUGGAUUAUUGUCAUCUUCUCAGUGUCGCAUGCCUGUAGUGAAAAUAUUUCAAAGGCAAGUUUUGUUCUAAUUUUUUCAGCUUUCUGUGGCUUUCUCAGGGUUUUUCCUACAUUCCUCUUCUUUGCUCCUCUUCUCGUCACUUUGCCGGCUGUCUCUUCAAUGUCACAUACAGUGUACGUGCACACAAAAAUCAACCAGAUGCUUUUUGAGUCUCCAAGAAAAAGCACAGGUGGUGAACACAUAUCCGGAGCUGGUAAAGCAUUUAAUGAAGAAAAGAUACUAUCCCUCUUCUCUGCACUGACCUCGUGCCUUUAUAGGGAUCCCUGCAUUUAUUCCACAGAAAUAAAAAUCCACAGACAUUAACUAAGUCUUCAUUUUUGUUACCUUUCAUCCAUCCAGUACUAAGUUGGUAGUGAAUUGUGAACUACUUUUCACUGGCCUAGACGAGACCAAAGUAACGUCUGUGUCUUGGGAUGGUGGAUUUUAAUUUUGUCUCUUUGGGAUUAUCUGUCUGAGUGACAAUUUAGCUAAGGCAAGUCCAGCCUUUCCUCUCUUAAAAAGGUCCCCUCCCUGUUUGCUGUUGGCUUGAGCUGUCUGUCGGUGUGGUGAAUGUGUGCCUCCUUUCAUAACUGACUGUGCCACUCUGCAGUUUGGCCCCCCUCCUCCUUUCCCCCCCUGAAACCUGGUCUCUCUCUCUGAGCUCAGCCCCUCUCGCCUGCCUGUGCUUCUGAGCUCUGCCCCCUCCAGCUGGAGACUCAGGUUUAUCUGGAGACGGAAGGGCUCAUUUGGGAGCUGAGAUCUGAGCGGUGAAGGAGAGAUCCGUUGGAACCAGGAGAAGAGAAAGGGGCUAGUUUUACUGAAGAGCUGAAGAGAGGCAGAGCUUGGAGACCAUGGCUGGAUUCUCAGCUCUUGGGCUGCUCUUUCUUUUUCAACUACUAGCCACAUCCUCAGCUCAGAGAGCAGGACCACGAGGCCCUCCUGGACCACGAGGACUCCCUGGACCACCUGGCAAGGAAGGCAUAGAUGGAGAACCUGGCCCACCUGGUUUACCUGGCCCACCAGGGCCGAAAGGUGCACCAGGGAAGCCUGGAAAGGCAGGUGAAGCAGGGUUACCUGGCCUUCCUGGAGUGGAUGGUUUAACAGGACCUGAUGGCCCACCUGGCCCAAAUGGGCCACCAGGAGGAAGAGGUGCUUUAGGACCUGCAGGGCUGCCUGGACCAGCUGGCAAGGGACUGCCAGGCCCUCCGGGGCCUCCAGGAGCUAGUGGACUCCCGGGUGGAAACGGACUUCAGGGGCCACCUGGACCAUCAGGUCUUCCAGGAUUCCCAGGACAGCCUGGACCUCCAGGGCCUCCAGGUCUUCCAGGGGUUCUUCCUGAUGGCGGCGGGGACCUUCAGUGUCCAGCUCUCUGCCCCCCAGGCCCUCCAGGUCCUCCAGGAAUGCCAGGAUUCAAGGGGCAUACAGGCCACAAAGGAGAACCUGGGGAAACAGGAAAAGAUGGUGAGAAGGGAGAUGCAGGCCCUCCAGGUCCUCCGGGGAUUCCAGGCAGCGUCGGCCUGCAGGGGCCAAGAGGGUUAAGAGGCCUCAUUGGGCCAGAGGGUCCAGUUGGGGACAGGGGACCUUUUGGUUUCAGAGGGCCACCGGGACUCCCAGGAACUCCAGGGAAAGCAGGAGGCCGAGGAGACAAAGGACCUCAAGGGUUCAGAGGGCCCAAAGGUGAUACUGGUAGACCUGGACCAAAAGGAUCGCCAGGGACCAGUGCCAUAGGAGAACCUGGCAUGCCUGGCAAAGAUGGACGAGAUGGAACACCUGGACUCGAUGGUGAGAAGGGUGAUGUGCCCCGCUUCGGUCCUCAGGGAGAGAAGGGACCAAACGGACUUCCUGGGCUACCUGGAAGACCAGGUCACAAGGGUCCAAAAGGUGAACUAGGUAGUCCUGGAGAGAUGGGAGAGGCAGGUCAAUCGGGAGAGCCCGGUAUCCCUGGUGAUGCUGGUAUCUCUGGUGAGAGAGGUGAGCCCGGACCUAGAGGAUCAUCUGGUGCACUUGGUCUUCAAGGCCCAUUGGGAGCCCCAGGUGUAAGGGGCUUUCAGGGCCGCAAAGGUGCCAGUGGGGAACCUGGACUCCCUGGCCCUACGGGGAUUCGUGGUGAAUUUGGUGACAGGUGCAUUGCAGAAAAGACCAAGGUCCUGAAAACUCGAAUUAGCUCCCGGCUGUGGGUUCUGGGUGGAGUUUCUGGCCCCAAAGGUAACCAGGGCGCUGCUGGAGCAGAUGGCCUACCAGGUGACAAAGGAGAACAGGGUCCUUUUGGCCCCCCAGGACAAAAGGGAGAGUCAGGAAAAAGAGGCGAGCUGGGUCCUAAAGGUAUACAAGGACCUAACGGGACUUCUGGUGUGCAAGGGAUUCCAGGUCAUCCAGGACCUAUGGGCUACCAGGGAGAGCAAGGUAUCCCUGGCAUUACUGGAAAACCUGGCCCUCCAGGCAAAGAGGCCAGUGAACAACAUAUAAGAGAACUCUGUGAGGGAAUGAUAAAUGAACAAAUUGCACAGUUAGCUGCUAAUUUGAGAAGGCCCUUGGCUCCUGGACUGAUGGGUCGACCUGGCCCAGCGGGUCCCCCAGGUCCACCUGGGGCAAUGGGAAGUGUUGGUCAUCCCGGUGCUCGUGGUCCACCUGGAUAUAGAGGGCCAACAGGAGAACUUGGAGACCCUGGUCCCAGAGGUGAUACAGGUGAAAAGGGAGACAAAGGAGCCACUGGCAUAGGUAUUGAUGGGCCUGAUGGAGAUCAAGGACUUCAAGGUUCACCAGGUGUAACUGGAAUUAGUAAAGAUGGUCGAGAUGGUGCUCAUGGUGAACCUGGUCUGCCAGGUGAUCCUGGUGUACCUGGUGCAACAGGGGCUCAGGGAACUCCAGGAAUCUGUGAUACAUCAGCCUGCAUGGGUGCUGUUGGAGGAGGAUCCAAAAAAUCAUCAGCACUGAAACUGGAGAAGUGACUGAAUAUUUAAGUAAACAGUGAAUUGUAUGAAAAGAGUCAGGAUCCUCCUAGUGAUAAAUGGACAAAUAUUCCUUUUAUUAAAAUGAAUAAAAUGGAGACUUUGACACAGUAAUUCAGUUCCAUGACACAGGAAAGCAUCUGACAAAAACCUUAACUAAAAAGAUGCUUACAAUUGUUUCCCCACCCCUUAUUUUCCAGAAUUUUUACUGCAAAUCAGUCUCACUUUCCCUUCCUCCCCACUUUGUUGAAGAGACCUACAGGAGGAAGCGCUGCUCCUUUUACUGUCAUCUCCCUAACUGUACAAAAGCUUGUGGCUAUUUUGCAUAAAGGCUUUACUCUAUGCUCACUGAAUUCAGUAGUGAUUCAGGCACUAAUUGAACAUCAUUGUCCAUGUAUAUUUGUUGUCCACCAUGAAUUAUCAGACUGUACCUCAAACAUUUGCCAUGGCUAGUAAAUGUUAAACCCCUUGCAUUCUUGCAAUCUAACUCUGCAAAGGGUGUAAUGUAUAUAUUAUAAUUUACAGGGGAGAGUUUUUGUAUAUUUCCAUGUUAUAACAAAGGAUAUUCAAUAACAGCAUCUUCACGCCAUCUACUUCAGCUAUUUGCACAGAAUUUGUGAAAAAAAUCCCAAGUCAGAAAGGAUGCUCUUCUCAACACCAGCUAAAAUUACUGUAUGAACUAUUGUAAAAAUAAAAUGAGAUUUUUUUUAACCUUU
Molecule: messenger RNA, 4802 nt
Organism: Dermochelys coriacea (leatherback sea turtle)
Lineage: Eukaryota; Metazoa; Chordata; Testudines; Dermochelyidae
Gene: COL9A3
Product: collagen type IX alpha 3 chain
Source: RefSeq, a predicted model, not a curated record